Molecule: messenger RNA, 1013 nt
Organism: Pipra filicauda (Wire-tailed manakin)
Lineage: Eukaryota; Metazoa; Chordata; Aves; Passeriformes; Pipridae
Gene: PPIB
Product: peptidylprolyl isomerase B
Exons: 5
Coding region: 114-785 (223 amino acids)
Biological process (GO): protein folding; protein peptidyl-prolyl isomerization
Cellular component (GO): intracellular membrane-bounded organelle
Molecular function (GO): peptidyl-prolyl cis-trans isomerase activity
Source: RefSeq, a predicted model, not a curated record
CCCCCCCCCUCGCGGCCGCUGUUGGUCGCGCCCGGGCGGGCGGAGCGGGCAGGCGGCAGCGAGGGCGGUACCACCGCGCGGCGCGGGUGGGGGUGCGCGGCGGGCGUGGCCGGAUGCCGGCGGCGCGGCGGGCGCUGUGGCCGGGCUGCGAGCGGCGCAGGAUGAAGGUGCUGGUGGCGGCGGCGGCGCUGGGCGCGGCCCUCCUGCUCCUGCUGCCCGCGGCCUCCCGCGCCGACGAGCGCAAGAAGGGGCCCAAGGUCACCGCCAAGGUGUUCUUCGACCUGCGGAUUGGGGAGGAGGAUGUGGGCCGUGUCGUCAUUGGGCUCUUUGGCAAGACAGUGCCCAAGACAGUGGAGAACUUUGUGGCAUUGGCCACCGGAGAGAAAGGAUUUGGCUUCAAGGGCAGCAAGUUCCACCGUGUGAUCAAGGACUUCAUGAUUCAGGGAGGAGACUUCACCCGCGGUGACGGCACUGGAGGAAAAAGCAUCUAUGGGGACCGUUUCCCUGACGAGAACUUCAAGCUGAAGCAUUAUGGGCCAGGCUGGGUGAGCAUGGCCAAUGCUGGCAAGGACACCAACGGCUCCCAGUUCUUCAUCACCACCGUGAAGACGCCGUGGCUGGACGGGAAGCACGUGGUGUUUGGCAAAGUGCUGGAGGGCAUGGACGUGGUGCGGAAGGUGGAGAACACGAAGACCGACAGCCGGGACAAGCCCCUAAAGGACGUUGCCAUCGUUGACUGCGGCACCAUCGAGGUGGAGAAGCCCUUUGCCAUCGCCAAAGAGUGAGGGACCAGUGGGGGUGGCAGGGCCGGCACCGGGGACCUGCUGGGGCAUGAGGGGGCCACGGGCCUGGGGCUGCCCCACUCUUGGGGCAGGGGAGCAGCCACGGGGUCCUGCUGUGUCCCACUGCCCAGGCCCCUCUCCCAGCCAGUGGGACGGGGCACGGGCUCCUCUUCCAUCACUUUUGUAAGAAGCACAUGCUCCAAUAAAUGUGACCAAUGUGUUUUUUAAAGA